CAAGCAGUUGCCCUCUAGUGAGGAGGGGGUCCGUCUACAAAGAUUUGAAGCAAUCCCCAGUCUGUGAGCUCCCCACUUCCUUUUUGUUCCCUUCUGCAUCUCAUUUUCCUAUCCACAGGCAAAUCUCAGAGUAGUGGCUCUGAAAGGCACAUACGCAGGGGUGUGGAUGGGCUGGGUGACCCUGGCUGCAGCCAUUAGGGGAGGGACCCUGGCUGGGUCAUCCCGGCCAACUCUGACCCUAACUCUGCCCCCCACUCCCUCUGUUCCAGGACACAAUACCUAGCCCUUCCUGACAGGGCUUUCUUUAUGCUCUUAUUCUACAAGUUAGAAAAGAGAGGAGGAGGUGAUCAAUUGGAGCUCUCCAACCUGUUGAGGGAUUGGGGGUUCUUAAAGGCCCCCCAGGGCCUGGCGCUGACAAAGCAUCUGCAAUUAAUGAUGCUUCUCAAGCUCUGGAGACAGGAUUUAUGCAUCUAAUAAAGUCUGUAAUUCCAGGCUUAGGGGCUAGGGCCGGAGGCUGAGAGCAGGAAGUCCCGGAGGGGCCAUGGGAGGGGAUCUCAGGGGCUCUUAAUGGAGCCGUGCAUUUCCAUUGCCUGCUCUAGAUUCCCCCUCCAGCUGCGGUGGGGGUGGCGGGCAGGGGGACAGCAGGUAUAAGAGGCAGAUGUGGCCGGAGGAAGGCAGAUGACAGCAUGGAUUCCAGGCAGGCAGCAGUGCUACUGCUGGUGCUGCUUUUCAUAACAGACUGGGGCCACGCUGAAGGACCAGGGGGCCAGGGUGGAGAUCACAUCUUCCUGGAGGAAGACACCGGACCCCGCACGCCACAGGAUGCCGAGGCCCCUGCGUCACUCUUACUCUCCCUGCUCCAGGCCAUGCAGAGACCCGGCCGGAGCCCAGCCUUCCCGUUUCAGCCCCAAAGGUUUGGCAGAAAUACCCAGGGCUCCGGGAGCAACGACCGGCUGAGUACCCGAGCUGGGGAGGGGCUGAGCGCCCCGUUCUGGAGUCUGGCUGCCCCUCAGCGCUUUGGGAAGAAGUGACAUGUCAUCUCUUGAUCCAUCUGCAUGCAAGGCCCACACCCAAAGUGCCAUGUAUCUCCCUUCCCCCAAAAUAA
Messenger RNA from Myotis lucifugus (little brown bat), 1105 nucleotides. It is a transcript of the gene NPFF, whose product is annotated as neuropeptide FF-amide peptide precursor. Gene Ontology annotation, molecular function: neuropeptide hormone activity; G protein-coupled receptor binding. Gene Ontology annotation, cellular component: axon terminus; dendrite; perikaryon. Gene Ontology annotation, biological process: excitatory postsynaptic potential. Lineage: Eukaryota; Metazoa; Chordata; Mammalia; Chiroptera; Vespertilionidae. Bases 687 to 1031 code for a protein of 114 amino acids. The transcript is spliced from 3 exons. The record is from RefSeq and is a predicted model, not a curated record.